CCCCUUCUCCCCUGGCAGCUGCCACUGAACAAACCGCAUCAGAAAGCUUCCUUUCAAUAUUCCACUUUCUUGUUUGGUUUCUUCCCUUCUUUCCUCUUCCAUGGUGUGAUCAGCCGUGAAAAAGGCGCGACCCAACCAGCCAUGCUCCCGCCGCGCGCCACCGUGCUGGCGCUGCUCCUGGCCCUGGCCGCCGGUGUGGCCCGUAGCGCCGAUGACCUGGCCUCGGACGCAGUGGCGCUGCAGGCCUUCCUCGCGCCGUUCGGGUCGGCGACCGUGUCCUGGAACUCGUCCCAGCCGGCGUGCUCCUGGACGGGCAUCGUCUGCACCGGCGGCCGCGUCACGGGGAUCCACCUCCCGGGGGACGGCCUCCGGGGCACGUUCCCCGUUGGCGCGCUUGGCGGCCUCACCAAGCUCGCCGUGCUGUCGCUGCGGUUCAACGCGCUCUCCGGCCCGCUGCCUUCCGACCUGGCCUCCUGCGUCGAGCUCCGGAUCAUCAACCUGCAGUCGAACCUCCUCUCUGGCGAGCUCCCGGCGGAGGUUCUGGCGCUCCCGGCGUUGACGCAGCUCAACCUCGCGGAGAACCGCUUAACGGGGAGGAUACCGCCGGCCAUUGGCAAGAACGGGAAGCUGCAGCUGCUGUACUUGAACGGCAACCUCCUCACUGGAGAGCUGCCGAACGUCAACAUGCCAUCGCUUACCUCUUUGAACGUCUCGUUCAACAACCUCUCCGGCGAGAUACCCAAGAGCUUCGGCGGCAUGCCAGCGACGUCUUUCCUUGGCAUGCCGUUGUGCGGCGAGCCCCUCCCUCCGUGCCAAGCACCAAAUUCCCAACCACCGUCGCAGUCUCCCGCGCUCUCGCCUGAAGCAGCGGCCUCUGAGGAAACCCGAGGACGAGAUCGGCGCCACCUUGCCGGCGGUGCCAUAGCUGGCAUUGUGAUCGGCUGCGCCUUUGGCUUUUUACUCAUCGCAGCCGUUGUCGUCGUCGCGUGUGGUGCCCUGCGGCACGAGCGAGGAACAACCUACCGCAGCCAGGACGCCGUCACGGCGGAGCUGGCUCUGCACAGCAAAGAGGCAAUGGGCCCGAACUACACUCCACGGAUCUCCGACAUACGGCCGCCGCCGCCCCGUUCAGUGCCACCUGCCGUCGUCCCGGCCGCCAUGGGGCGGAAGAAGCUCUUCUUCUUCGGGAGGGUGCCGCGGCCGUACGACCUCGAGGACCUGCUGCGCGCGUCCGCCGAGGUUCUUGGCAAGGGCACGUACGGAACCACAUAUAAGGCGGCGAUCGAGUCCGGGCCAGUCAUGGCGGUGAAGCGCCUCAAGGAGACCUCGUUGCCGGAGCGCGAGUUCCGGGACAAGGUCGCGGCGAUUGGCGGAAUUGACCACCCCAACGUCGUGCCCCUGCAGGCCUACUACUUCAGCAAGGACGAGAAGCUCACGGUGUACGAGUUCGUGACCAUGGGCAGCCUCUCCUCGAUGCUUCACGGCAACCGUGGGACCGGCCGGUCGGCGAUGAGCUGGGAAUCGAGGAGGCGCGUCGCGCUAGCCUCGGCGCGCGGCCUCGAGUACAUCCACGCCACGGGCUCCAUGGUCACCCACGGCAACAUCAAGUCCUCGAACAUCCUCCUCAGCCGGUCGGUGGACGCGCGCGUGGCCGACCACGGCCUCGCGCACCUCGUCGGCCCCGCGGGAGCGCCGUCGACACGCGUCGCGGGAUACCGCGCGCCCGAGGUCGUGGCGGACCCGCGCAGAGUCUCGCAGAAGGCCGACGUGUACAGCUUCGGCGUGCUGCUCCUGGAGCUGCUCACUGGGAAGGCGCCCACGAACGCCAUGCUGCACGACGAGGGCGUGGACCUCCCGCGGUGGGCGCGCUCCGUGGUGAAGGAGGAGUGGACGUCCGAGGUAUUCGACACGGAGCUGCUGAGGCACCCGGGCGCCGAGGAGGAGAUGGUGGAGAUGCUGCGGCUGGCGAUGGACUGCACCGUGACGGACCCGGACCAGCGGCCGGCGAUGCCGGAGAUUGUGGCGCGCAUCGAGGAGCUCGGCGGCACGGGGUCGGCGUCGACAGCGCGGUCGAGCCGGAACGCGUCCAUGGACGAGGCCGACGACCGGCCGCUGAGGCCCACCGGGUCGAUCCGUCAGAGUUGAGGUCCGGCCAGUCCACGUUCACGUCAGGCAGUGUAGUGAUCAUUCAGUAACUUAUGGAAGGUUCUAAAAAAAGUGAGAUCUUUUCCUUCUGUCUUCUUGCGUUACUACCGUGUGCUGUUAUUCUUUGAAGUUUCAUGAAUCUCUUGAUUCUUCUUGGCUCUGAAUUCUUUCGAUUAGCAGUGUGUGUGCUGAUGUUGGUGAAUUGGUGAUAGGAGAAGCCUUGAUGCAAUGUGUAAUUACUACUAGUACACGAUUGAUGUACAAUGGAAAAGUAGGUUUGAAGUCC
Phragmites australis (common reed) is the source of this 2431-nucleotide messenger RNA. Its product is annotated as probable inactive receptor kinase RLK902. Bases 142 to 2145 code for a protein of 667 amino acids. Lineage: Eukaryota; Viridiplantae; Streptophyta; Magnoliopsida; Poales; Poaceae. The transcript has 2 exons. Gene Ontology annotation, molecular function: protein kinase activity; protein binding; ATP binding. Gene Ontology annotation, biological process: protein phosphorylation. The record is from RefSeq and is a predicted model, not a curated record.